Messenger RNA from Ornithorhynchus anatinus (platypus), 3183 nucleotides. RefSeq lists its product as uncharacterized. The transcript is spliced from 8 exons. NCBI's taxonomy places the organism in Eukaryota, Metazoa, Chordata, Mammalia, Monotremata, Ornithorhynchidae. The coding region runs from base 131 to 2077 and encodes 648 amino acids. Gene Ontology annotation, biological process: double-strand break repair involved in meiotic recombination. The record is from RefSeq and is a predicted model, not a curated record.
GCGGGAAAGGCGCGCGGCCGGGUUGCUUCGAGGAUCGCGAAGCGGGGAGCGUGAGGAAAAGGGGCCCUCGGCGAAGGGAGCGUGAGGAAAAGGGGACUUCAACGAAGGGAAUAUAUCCCAGAGAGCUAAAAUGAAUGAGAAGAAUAAAAGAAAGGCUGAAUCAUCAGCAGAAGAAGAUGAAAUCUCUUCUUUCCAAGCCAAAAGAGCCACAAGCAGAAGCUCUCAGGAGGACAUCAACAUAAACCAAGACGGAAUGGAGCUGGACUGGAUGCUUAACUUUGAUGAUUUUGAAAGCAUAGUAGAAGUACCCACUGCCAUUGAGCAGACUGAUAAAGAGGAGGCACCAGUAGAUAACGUAUCCAAUGAUGAAACAGUGAUUCCCUCUGGACAGAGUCGCCAAUGGGACGGUUUUGAUGAUAUUUUUUCCCAGGAACUGUUUUCAAAAUCAAGUGUUUCAAUGUCAGGAAGUGUCCAGGAUCUCAAUAGUCCCCACCACCCAUUUAUGUCAGAUGCUCAGUUGGAAUACUCUAAUGACCUAAGCAUGCUGUUAGGUCAGGAGGAGACCAAGAAAAGUCCCUUCCAGUCUCAGAAUAUAAAUCUAUUUGAGGCUGUUGGUUCAGAGGACUAUGAUCAAAGAAGUGGGGUUGAAUUAUUUCCACAAGAAAGCACUGAUGAAAAUCACUUUAUAAACGAAAUGACUUUCACCUUGGACACUGAAAACCCAGAAUACAAUAAUAUGGAAGCUGGUCACUCUGCUGAAAUAGUCAGAUUCGGCCAAAAUGAAGAAUGGUUCCUGCAGAGUGGUGAUGCUCAGGCUGCAGGGCAGAAACAAACCUCAGCAGAAGAAAGAGCUACCCUGUGGGACUUUUCUCGAGGAAAAAGCGAUAGUCAAGAUAAAGGCAUACUUGAGCUACUCCGUGGUUGGGAGGAUGAUCCCUCCCCCGAAAGAAGAGAAAAUGAGGAAAGCGGCAUAACCACAACUCUAUUCAAUUCAAAUUUGACAGUACCUGCUCCUGAACAAAGCCUGGGGGGUCAGGCUGAAGAAGAGGGCAGCAGUUGGAACCCUCAAGCUUUUGAAGCAUUCCCAAUCUUCUCUGAACUAGAGACACGCUCAUUUUUCAAUUUUGAUCACCCAGCCAGUUCUACCUUUGGGGAACUUGGUAAUUUAAGAGAGGAGAAAGGAAUUACAAAAGAUCUGGCAAAAUGGUCAUCUGAACUUGAAGGUAGCUCAGUCUUAUCUGUCUUUAGAAAAACAGUGCAGGAAAAGAGACAAGAAACUGAAGAUGAGGGGCUGCCAGCAUCUCUUGAACAGAACUGGGUAUCUUCUAGUACUGAUCAAAAAGAAUUUUCUCCUUUCAGGGAGCAAGGUGUCCAAAGUCUACGGUCUUUUCUGGAUGAUUGGGGGGAUCAAAACGAUCCUCCUGGUGCCAGAAAAAGUGACAAAAAGGAAAAAGCUGCCCAACUGCCAAAGAGAAGAGACGGUCUAGCUGAUCCUGAUGAGGAAACCAAAACCAGAAAAUCCAUCAGAGAAUCUUUCACCGAAGGAGAUGAUUCAUUCAUUAGUAGCACCACUAAUAGCAAUAAUAGCAAUUGGAAGGGAUCGGGCUAUCUGGAUUUAGACCUUUCUCUUGAGGACCAGAGUAAGGCUGUUGUUGAAGAUGAGAUUAAGGAUGUUUUUGACGAUAAGUUGCAGGAUGUUAUGGAAGAUAAGUUGCAGAAUGUUAUGGAAGAUAAGGUUCAAGACAUUUUUGAAGGUCACAUCUUCAAAUAUUCUCCUGAACAGCAAAAUUCUCUGAAUUUUGAUUCAAUAUUGGCCAUGCCUGGAAGUUAUCCAUGGACUGAUGUAGGGCAAACCAGUUCAAAUCUUCCAGUUUCACUGGAAGACCAAUCUUGCCAGAAUAAUCAAAAGUCCAGCCUGGAGGAGAAAUGCUCUUCUACUCAAGAGGAAGAUGCAACAGAAACAGUUUGUGGGCUGGCUCUUGAACUCUCUGAUCUCAACCGGCUGGUCAUGAACACCUACAAGAAAAUGAAGCGCUUCAAGGGACAGAAGGGGCAAUACAAUACAACUUUCUUUUAAGGGAACAAAGAACCUUCCUUACCCCGGAAAGAAAUGUUAAAUGUUGUAGAUCUAGGUCAUACCUUAGAGCAAACAAAUUUGAAACACUUGUCCUAAAUCCUUCAUAAUACUCAAGGUGGGGUGCUCUUCUUCUAUUACAGUGUUUUUUUAAAAGAAAGUGGGUAGGCUAAUGCCAAGGAGCUAGCUGUUUGGGGGGUGGGGGGGUAAAGGGCUUCUGUUCCAGCUGGAAUGGGUCUUUCUUUCAACAUCAGGGUGUAAAAAAGUAGGCCCAGAGUAUGGAUCACAUCCCAAUUUUAGUUUUUUCACUAAGAUUUGAGUUAUAAAUCUGGGCUGUGGGGUGGGGAGGCAGAUUAAAAUAGCUGUUUUUCAGUCUCAUCGAUCUACCCAGAGUAGAUUUUCAGUCAUCUUCAAGCAACUAAAGAUAACUGAAACUUUUAGUCAGAAUAAAAACAUACAAAAAUGGUUAAAGAGAUAAGGUCCUGCCUUUGUCCAGGAGUGAGUCUGAGUAACAUAUUUUAAAAGGAUUUUAGCUUAGCAAUGUUAGUUUGAAGAGGACUGUAACGCUAAAUAUGCUUAAGGUUAUUUAUUUAUUCCUUGAAAACUCAGUAUUUCUUUCUAAGGGGGAAAAGGUGUCUUUGUACCUCUACUUUUGCUUUAAGCAUUUAGAUCUUAGGACAUAUUCCAAUUGGUUGUUUUUUUUUCCACUACAAUUUAGGUUAUAGAUUCAGGUUGGGGGAUUAGAAUAGAUGUUUGUUUGGCUCUACAUAUACCCAGAGUAAGUUUUCAGCCACGUUCAAACAACUAAAGAUAAUUGAAACUUUUAGUCAGAAUAAAAACAGAAAAGUGGCUGAGAUAAGAUCCUGGCUUUGCCCAGGAGUCAUUCUGGGUAGUACCUUUAAAAGGAUUUAGUGGCUUAGUAGAGUUAAUUUGAAGAUGACUGUAAUGUUAUAUUUGCUUAAGAAGAUGAAAUAGGUUUAAUACGUUUUUGUUGCAAAUUACAUAUCAUUUGGUUAAGGUUAUUUAUUGAAAGAUUAGUAUUUAUUUUCUGAAAGGGAAAAGGUCCUUUUUGUACCUCUUCUUUUGCUUAAUGUUCAUUUAGGUCUUAG